Molecule: messenger RNA, 4077 nt
Organism: Phalacrocorax carbo (great cormorant)
Lineage: Eukaryota; Metazoa; Chordata; Aves; Suliformes; Phalacrocoracidae
Source: RefSeq, a predicted model, not a curated record
GGGGCGUCGGGCGCACGCAAUGGCGGCGGAGCCCCCGGCUCCCGUCAGGCGGCCCGUGGCGCGGCCGAGCCGGGACGAGCCGCAGUAGCGGCGCUGAGCGCAGCGAGCGCGGAGCCGGCGAGGAGCGACACGAAACGCGCCGCUGUCUCCGGUCCGAGGCGCACCACGCUGCGUGGGCGGGGAGAGAGAGAGAGAAAGGGAGAGGGAGAGACUCACAGACAGACAGUACAGCCGGGGAGCGCGGCAGAUAAAGGCGAGAGGACAGGCAGAGAGGGAGAGGAGCGAGCGGGGAUCCGGUCAGGCGCCGAGGGAGACCCAGGACAGGCAGCGCCAGAGGCAGGGCAGGCGACGGCAGCCCGGCGGAGGAGCGGGGCGACGCCAGCGCAGCGGGGCGAGGGGAGCCGAGCCGAGCCGGCCUGAGGCGGGAGGCGGGCGGCGGCACCGCGGCCACCGCGCCCGGCCACCACCGCGCCGCGGCGGCGGAUCUCCUCCCGCGGAGGAGGGCGGAGGCGGAGGAAGAGACCAUGUCUUUCAGGAAGACAGGCACUGUACUGUAACAGCAGCGUAUCUGCAGCAAAAUAAACAAACCAGCCAACAACAACAACAAAAAAAAAAACCAAACAAACAAACAAAAAUAACCCGAGCCACCAAGACGCUGGGGGCAGAUCCCGUUUUCAGGCAAGGUUGACUAUGAUCCGUCAAACUCUCUGAAGGACCAGCAUGGAGAUUGGCACUCUGAACUGUUAAUGGGGACAUGGGACUCACAUUGUCAUUGAUCAUUUGCGUGGACUUAACCAGUGAAGAGCAACAGAAGACAUUAGAAAGACAGUGGGAAUUAUAGCAGUUUUUCAGGUCACCAAAUCUUGUUAUUUUAAUUUCUGUCUGGAAGAAUGUCUGAGCAAGGUAAAUUGAACCAGGAGACAGCAGAGGAAGCUGCGAAAGAGCAGGAGACUGCCAUCUCUGAAGCAAACCCAGACAACUGUAUCCUUAAUAAAUCUGAAAGCUCAGAAGUAGAGGAGAAGGAGGAGAAGCUGAGCGAUGCCAAGACAGAGCUGCAGGUGUUACUGCCAACAAAAAGUUGUUAUGCAAAGCCUAAGAAGAAACGAGGUGCAAAUCAGAACCAGCAGAAAAAGAGAUCCAAGUCAGGAGCUAAAGGAAAACUCGUCCGGAGUCUUGCUGUGUGUGAAGAGUCAUCCCCUCGCCCGGGAGCAGAAAAUAUUCAUGAUAAUCAGGAAUCAAUCCAACUGCAGCUUUCAAGUUUUCCUAGCUUGCAAGAAGAAGAUAAAUCUAGUAAAGAUGACUCCGAGAAAGAAAAAGAGAAGGAUAAAAAUAAAGAAAAAGAUAAAAACAGUGAAAAAAACAAGAUCAGAAUGUUAUCAAAAGAUUGCAGUCAAGAGUAUACAGACUCAACAGGCAUAGAUUUGCAUGAGUUUCUCAUUAACACAUUAAAGAAUAAUCCCAGGGACAGAAUGAUACUCUUGAAAAUGGAACAGGAAAUUAUUGAUUUUAUUAGUGACAACAAUAAUCACUAUAAAAAGUUCCCUCAGAUGUCAUCGUAUCAGAGGAUGUUAGUGCACAGAGUGGCAGCUUACUUUGGAAUGGAUCAUAAUGUGGAUCAGACUGGAAAAUCUGUAAUUAUCAACAAGACGAGCAAUACAAGAAUACCAGAGCAAAGGUUUUCUGAACAUUUAAAAGAUGAAAAAGGUGAAGAAUCCCAGAAGCGAUUUAUCUUGAAGCGAGAUAACUCUAGUAUUGAUAAAGAAGACAAUCAGCAAAACAGAAUUCUUCCAUUUAGAGAUGACAGACGAAGUAAAUCAAUUGAAGAGAGAGAAGAGGAGUAUCAGAGAGUGAGGGAGAGAAUAUUUGCACAAGAUUCAGUUUGCUCCCAGGAAAACGUUUUUGUGGAAAACAGUAGGCUGUUGGAAGACAGUAGUAUAUGCAAUGAUACCCAUAAGAAAAGACAACUGUUUAGGGGUAACAGAGACAGCACGGGGAAGGCAUCUGGCAGUCGGCAGAGCAGUACAGAGAACGAAUUGAAGUGGACAGACCACCAGAGGCCAUGGAGCAGCACAGACUCGGACAGCUCAAAUCGAAAUUUGAAGCCAGCCAUAACAAAGACAGCCAGUUUUGGUGGGAUAACUGUCCUGACAAGAGGAGAUAGCUCGUCAAGUAACAGAAGCACCGGCAAACUGUCUAAAACAGGUAGCUCAGAGUCUUCCAGCAGCGCUGGCUCCUCAGGAUCCCUGUCACGAAUACAUCAGCCUCUCCAAAGUGCAUCUCUUGUCCCCGGGGUGACAGCCAGCUCUUCAGGCAACGUGUCCUACCCUGAGAACGGGAUGAGUGGCCAGGUGGCCCCCAGCAACACCAGCUAUAUUAUUCUUCCACUUGAAGCUGCAGGGAUACCACCUGGCAGUAUCCUUCUCAACCCGCACACAGGUCAACCAUUUGUAAAUCCUGAUGGGACGCCGGCAAUAUACAAUCCUCCCAGUGGCCAGCAGACAAUGAGGAGCCAGAUGGUGGGACAGUCUCAGCAGCAGCCUUCAUCCCAGCAGCCUCAGCAGGUUCAACAGCCACAGCAGCAAAUGGCAAGUCACCUUGUCACACAGCCUGUUCAGGCAAUGCAGCCAUCUUCUCAGUCAGUCCAAUAUCCAGCAGUUUCUUAUCCUCCCCAGCAUCUCCUGCCAGUCUCUCCAACGCAGCAAUUUUCUGUGCGAGAUGACAUGACAACACAGUUUAACCAGAUGAGCUUAAGUCGUCAAUCAUCAGGAGACAACCCCGAAUCACCUUCUGGUCCUGUCUACCCAUCGCCUAUCUUGCAGCAGCCUGCCCAGCAGACGGGUUACAUCAUGGCUUCCCCAAGUCAGCAGCUUCCCCCAGGAGGCUUUACAGGUUCAGGUCCACCAGUAUCCCAGCAAGUGCUGCAGCCGCCCCCGCCGCCCCAGGGCUUUGUGCAACAACCACCGCCACCUGCUCAGAUGCCAGUGUAUUAUUACCCAUCUGGUCAGUACCCUACCUCAACAACUCAGCAGUACAGACCCAUUGCCUCAGUUCAGUACAAUGCACAGCGGAGUCAACAGAUACCACAGACUGCACAGCAAGCAGGUUACCAGCCUGUCCUGCCAAACCAGCAGCAGGGGUUCCAGGGUCUCAUGGGAAUGCAGCAGCCGCCCCAAAGCCAGAACCUGAUGAAUAAUCAACAGGGAAAUCAGGUGCAAGGCAUGAUGGUGCAGUAUCCAGCCAUGUCGUCUUAUCAGGUGCCAAUGACCCAGGGUUCUCAAGGAUUGCCGCAACAAUCAUAUCAACAACCAAUCAUGCUACCUAAUCAAUCAGGUCAAGGAACACUUACAGCCACUGGAAUGCCUGUCUACUGUAAUGUCAUACCUCCUGCCCCACAGAACAACCUACGGUUGAUUGCCCCACACUGCCCCUCCAAUAACGUUCCAGUUAUUUCUGCCAGCUGCAGGACAAACUGUGCGAGCAUUAAUAAUGCAGGGUGGCAGGUCAAGUACUGACACCGUGGCUUAGUGUGGAUAUACGAGGAUAGCGGUGCAUUAAUAACUCAUGGCCUUCAAAUGAAGAGGAACGCAACAGGAUAAUCAGUUGAGGACAUAAGAACUGACUAUGCUCAAGUGAUUUGCUGCUGGAAAAAUAUGUAAAAAAAAAUUUAAAAAUAAAAUAAAUUUUGAAAAAAAAAGUUUGCUGGUUAAUGGUGCAUAUUUUUGUCAUGUCUGCUAGGUAUGCCUUUAUAGCUUAGCUAGUGACAUGAAUUCAUUGAGGUAAGAUUUUUUCCUACCACUGAACACCACUGUGUAGAUUGUAAUAUCCCUGAUUCGGAUUAGUUUUGUACUUUGUGUUGAGUUUGUGAAGCUAAAAGUAUUUAAAAAUAUAAUAAAAUCACAUUGUACCAAAGCUGUAAUGGAAAUGAAAAAAAAAAAAAAACGAAAACAAAAAAGAAUUACUGAAUGGAAGGAAUAAUUUAUAUACACUAUAGAGUUUUUUUAUGGAUAUAUACUGUAUUGUAGUGCUUAAUCACAAUAAAGCUAUUUGACCUCAUGGAGAAAGGUCAUGUUUCUACCA